Knipowitschia caucasica is the source of this 315-nucleotide messenger RNA. Lineage: Eukaryota; Metazoa; Chordata; Actinopteri; Gobiiformes; Gobiidae. The record is from the annotation of a GenBank genome assembly.
AUGUAUAAAGGUGUAUUACGGAGUUGGUUCUUAGGUCCUAACCUGACCAAGUUCUUUAAUGUGUAUGUUUUUCCAUCUGAAUGUGAGAAAUCGUCUACAGGAAUCUUAAGAUUGAUAAACCGUGGCAGUGCUAAAGGACUCAGAACAUUUCCACCACAACUUUGCGAAAAGAAUGAAGCGUUUGUCAAUACAACAAUGGACAACAGAAAUCCAGCUAAUGAGACAGUUAAUGAAAGCCCUCCACUUGAACAAAGCCUGUUAUUGAGAAAGCCAGGAGUGGAAAGAAGGGUCUACUGGACCUACUUGGUGAAAUGA